UUGCGCAAAUGUCAAAAUGAGAUUACAAGCGCAUAACCUAAAAUCCCAGUUAUUUAAACAAUUAUUUAAUGUAAGCCCUUGUUUUAGUAGAUUUAUAAGUUCUAAGAAAUGCUUUAAUGUUUUAUUCUUCGGUUCAGAUGGAAUAGCCUUAAGCAGCUUGAAGAAAAUUAAUGAUUUAAGGAAAAGUGAGAAAAUCAUCAAUCAAUUGAAUAUAGUCACAGCAAACAGUUCCAAGCAUAAGACAAUAAUAGAAAAAUAUGCAGAGUCCGAGAGUAUAAAAACACUUUCAUGGCCAUUACAGGGAAUAGAGAAUGCCAAAUAUGAUAUUGGAUUAAUUGUAGCAUUUGGUCAUUUAAUUAAAAAAGAUCUGCUGGAAAAGUUUCCUUUAGGCAUGGUGAACGUGCACCCCAGCCUGCUCCCGCGCUGGCGCGGCGCCGCGCCCAUUGUGCACACUCUGCUGCGAGGGGAUGAGGUGACUGGAGUGUCGCUCAUGAAGAUCAGGGCGGACCGGUUUGAUGUUGGUGAAAUUAUCAGUCAAGUGAAAGUACCUAUAUCCGAAGAUGUGAAACUGCCUGAACUGACAGAAGAGCUAUCAGAGAUUGGCGCCAACAUGUUGGUCCAAUGUUUAAGAACUCUACCAGACUGUUUGAACAAUGCACAACCACAAAGUGAGGAUGGAGUAACAUAUGCCAAGAAAAUAUCCAAAGACAUAAGUGAAGUGCGGUGGUCAGAAAUGACUUCCACAGAAGUAUACAACCUUUACAGAGCGAUAUACGGCGUCUACCCUUUAUCUACAAAAUUCAAAGAUAAACAGAUAAAACUAUUCGAUGCAUUCAUAGUUAGUGGUGAGUGUACAAAUAUUAAUGCCCAAAUAGGAUCUCUAGAAUACUGUGAUAAAAGGCACGCUAUUAAAGUGCUAUGUAAAGAUAAAAGAUAUAUUUAUUUCAAGUCGUUAAGAAUCGUUGGCAAAAGAAAGAUAUCUGCUACGGACUUUUAUAAUGGUUACAUCAAAAAUGUUCCUAGUGAUUUAAGAAAUUUCGUAUUGUGUCAAUAAAAAUAUGACUGUAAAUAGACGUAUAUGUAACUACUUUGUUAUUAUUUAUUGUUUUGUAUAGAUUAAUGUAGAUUUAAGUUAAAAAAACGAUAAACAGCCACAUUUAAA
Molecule: messenger RNA, 1162 nt
Organism: Plutella xylostella (diamondback moth)
Lineage: Eukaryota; Metazoa; Arthropoda; Insecta; Lepidoptera; Plutellidae
Product: methionyl-tRNA formyltransferase, mitochondrial
Biological process (GO): biosynthetic process; conversion of methionyl-tRNA to N-formyl-methionyl-tRNA
Cellular component (GO): mitochondrion
Molecular function (GO): methionyl-tRNA formyltransferase activity
Source: RefSeq, a predicted model, not a curated record